GGGGACAGGGAGGAGCUGACCAAGGAUGAGAUCCUGCAAAAAAACCGGGAGGAAUUCUUCAAGAGACACAUGAAAGCGGGCGAGAAGUCCAGCAAAUCUCCCAAACCCGAAACCCAGAAGGAGAAAGGGAAGAAGCCCCGAGUGUGGGACCUGGGGAACUCUAAUGCCAAAGUCCUGGAUUACAGCAACUCCGCUACCAACGGCAGCGCCGAGGCUUGUCCCAUGGAGGAGUUCGACCCCGAUAGCGCCCUCGGGGAUCGCAAUCGGGAGCCCGGCCGCCUCUACGACCUCGAGUACGAGAGCGACGACGAAGCCGAGGAGGAGAAGGUGGUCCAGAACCCUUUGAAGCCCAGCGCGAAGAAGGGCGGCCUGGGGGGCAUGUUUGGGAUGCUGAAAGGCCUGGUGGGCUCCAAGAGCUUGACCAGAGAGGACAUGGACCCCGUCCUGGAGAAGAUGAAGGAUCACUUGAUCGCUAAAAACGUGGCGGCGGAGAUCGCGGUGCAGCUCUGCGAGUCGGUGGCCAAGAAACUGGAAGGGAAGGUGAUGGGGACGUUCACCACCGUGACCUCCACGGUGAAGCAGGCCCUGCAGGAAGCCCUGGUGCAGAUCCUGCAGCCCCAGCGCCGCGUGGACGUCCUGCGCGACGUCAUGGACGCCCAGCGCCACCGCCGGCCCUACGUGGUCACCUUCUGCGGUGUCAACGGCGUCGGGAAGUCCACCAACCUGGCCAAGAUCUCGUUCUGGCUCAUCGAGAACGGUUUCAGCGUCCUCAUCGCCGCCUGCGACACUUUCCGGGCCGGAGCGGUGGAGCAGCUGCGCACCCACACGCGGCGCCUCAACGCCCUGCACCCUCCGGAGAGCCACGGCGGGAGGACCAUGGUGCAGCUCUACGAGAAGGGCUACGGCAAGGACGCGGCGGGGAUCGCCAUGGAGGCCAUCUCCUACGCUCGCAACCAGGGCUUCGACGUGGUCCUGGUGGACACGGCCGGCCGCAUGCAGGACAACGCUCCCUUGAUGACGGCCUUGGCCAAGCUCAUCGCUGUCAACGCUCCCGACUUGGUCCUCUUCGUCGGGGAAGCGCUGGUGGGAAACGAGGCGGUGGAUCAGCUGGUCAAGUUCAACAAGGCCCUGGCUGACCACUCCAUGGCCCAGACGCCGCGGCUCAUCGACGGGAUCGUCCUCACCAAGUUCGACACCAUCGACGACAAGGUCGGCGCUGCCAUCUCCAUGACGUACAUCACGAGCAAGCCCAUCGUUUUCGUCGGUACCGGACAAACCUACUGUGAUCUGCGAAGCCUUAACGCCAAGGCCGUGGUCGCAGCGCUCAUGAAGGCCUAA
Messenger RNA from Mesitornis unicolor (brown roatelo), 1338 nucleotides. RefSeq names its product signal recognition particle receptor (docking protein) (gene SRPRA). The transcript is spliced from 10 exons. The record is from RefSeq and is a predicted model, not a curated record. The annotation marks the transcript as partial. Gene Ontology annotation, biological process: SRP-dependent cotranslational protein targeting to membrane. Gene Ontology annotation, cellular component: signal recognition particle receptor complex; endoplasmic reticulum membrane. Gene Ontology annotation, molecular function: signal recognition particle binding; GTPase activity; GTP binding. Lineage: Eukaryota; Metazoa; Chordata; Aves; Mesitornithiformes; Mesitornithidae.